AUGUUGGCCACAUCUCGCAAAGCCAUUAUUAAUGCUGCUUCAAAGGCUACUUACGCCACUGCCGCCACAGCUAAUUCUAUCAAGAUCACCUCAGCUUCUAAUGGCGUAAAGGUUGCUUCUAGCCAAGAACCUGGUCAAACCGCUUCUUUGGCCGUUGUCGUCAAUGGUGGUGCUAGAGCUGAAGCUGGAGAUAAUGCCGGUGUUGCUCACUUUUUGAAGAACUAUGGAUUCAAGAACUCCUACAACCGUACUGCUUUCCGUAUUGUACGUGAAGCUGAAUUAGCCGGUGGUGUCUUAUCUACCAACCUUACUCGUGAAACUCUUGUCUAUGCUGCUGAAUUCUUGAAGGGCGAUGCUGAAUUAUUUGCUGACAUUUUGAGCGACGUUAUCACCCAACAGAAAUAUCAGGAACACGAGUUUGUUGAUGUUAGAAACCAAACCGCUUCUGAAUCCACUAGCGCUUUCGCCAAUGCUGAAAUUGCUGCCUUGGAAGCUGCCCACAGCCUUGCCUUCCGUAACGGUCUCGGCAACUCUGUAUUUGCCAAGGCUAACAACCACGUCAACAACGCAACCGUCAAGGCCUAUGCUCAGCAAUUGUUUGCUCAAGGCAACGUUGCCCUUGUUGGUACCGGCAUCGAACACGACGCUCUUGUCAACUUGGCCGAGAAAUACUUGAACCUUCCCUCUGGUUCUGGUGCUCAAUUGAAUGCCAGCAAAUACUAUGGUGGUGAAGCCCGUUUGGAAGGACACAACAACAACUAUAUCCUUGCCUUUGAAGGUGCUGCUGCUGACUCUGCCGAAUUCGCCGCCCUUCAAGUUCUCCGCCACGCUUUGGGUGGUGAAUUGACCGUGAAGCACACCGCUGGUGCUGGUCUCUUUGCUCAAGCCAAUGCCAGAUUUGGUCAAGAUACACAAAUCAAGGCCUUCAAUCUCGGUUACUCUGAUGCUGGUCUCUUUGGUGUUCAAGUCUCUGGUGCUCAAGCUGGUGCUGCCGUUGCUGCUGCUGCUGAACAAUUGAAGGCUGCCAAGAACUUGUCCAACGAAGAUUUUGCUAGAGGUGUUGCUCAAGCCAAGUUUGCCGCUACCGCUGGUUAUGAGACCCGUCUUGACCGUCUUCAAACUCUCGGUGCUCAGGCUUUCCGUGAUGCUAAAUACAGCACUGCUGCUGAAUCUGUCGCAGCUCUUGAAAAGGUUUCCGCUGCUGAUGUUGCAAAGGUUGCUGAGAAAUUAACAAAGAGCAAGCCCACCGUUGUUGCUGUCGGUGAACUUCACAAGUUACCUUAUGCUGACUCAGUUUCAUUAUAA
Rhizopus microsporus ATCC 52813 is the source of this 1305-nucleotide messenger RNA. RefSeq names its product LuxS/MPP-like metallohydrolase. NCBI's taxonomy places the organism in Eukaryota, Fungi, Mucoromycota, Mucoromycetes, Mucorales, Rhizopodaceae. Gene Ontology annotation, molecular function: metal ion binding. The record is from RefSeq and is a predicted model, not a curated record. The transcript is spliced from 5 exons. Gene Ontology annotation, cellular component: mitochondrion. The coding region runs from base 1 to 1305 and encodes 434 amino acids.